AUGAAGCCGGAUGACAGUGUUAGUAAAGGGCCAGGCUGGGAGGAGGCCGCCCUGGCCAGGGCGCCAGCCGACAUCAGCCAGUCCUCAGAGGCUUCACUCCGCAACGGUCAUCGGACCUUAGACACGCAAGCGGCUGACCGCUCUGUGCGCCGGCUUAUAUUUGGCACCCUUUACCCUGCAUAUUAUUCCUACAAGGCCGUGAAAUCAAAGGACAUUAAAGAAUAUGUCAAAUGGAUGAUGUACUGGAUUAUAUUUGCACUUUUCACCACAGCAGAGACAUUCACCGACAUCUUCCUUUGUUGGUUUCCAUUCUAUUACGAACUAAAAAUAGCCUUUGUAGCCUGGCUGCUCUCUCCCUACACAAAAGGCUCCAGCCUCCUGUACAGGAAGUUUGUCCAUCCCACGCUGUCUUCAAAAGAAAAGGAAAUCGAUGAUUGCCUUGUCCAAGCUAAGGACCGGAGUUACGACGCCCUUGUGCACUUCGGGAAGCGAGGCUUGAACGUGGCGGCCACAGCGGCGGUGAUGGCUGCCUCCAAGGGACAGGGUGCCUUAUCGGAGAGACUCCGGAGCUUCAGCAUGCAGGACCUCACCACCAUUCGGGGAGACGGUGCCCCUGCUCCCUCAGGCCCCCCUCCCGCGGGGUCUGGGCGGGCCGGCAAACACGGCCAGCCCAAGAUGUCCAGGAGUGCUUCUGAGAGCGCUGGCAGCUCAGUGUGCACCUGCUGCUCCACCUGCAGGACCAGGAAAGUGGUUGAGGGAGAUGUGGCUGAGGGUGGUGUGAAGGCCUGGGAGCCCCACCAGGUCCAAAACCCGUUGGCCUUUUCCGACGAGGAGGAGGAAGACCUGCUGGAUUUCAUGUACAAGUAUAAGACACUUCGAAAGACGGAGAUCCCCCUGGAGGCACCGCCUAGACUCCUUCGAUCCCGCUUCAGGAAGAAAAGUACCUCAUCCUCAGCCACUGAAACCACAUGAGUGCGACGAGCCAACAGCACCAGAUACACGGAACGUUUCUCCUCUGCCUUAAAGAGCUAUUCACUAACAACACGGUGUCUGCAAGCUGGUGUGCUGUGUGCAGCCUCAGACAUGGCCUUUUCUCCCCGCCCCUUUUAGGAUAUUGUUUUCUCCUUGUCUUUAUUUUGCUGGGAAAGGCUAAAGGGCAGGUAGUGUUUGGGGGGGGGGGGGGACCCUAAGUCUUCUAAGGUUAGUAAUUUUCCACAGUUGGGCUGUCAUUACAGCCAGCAGUGUUUGUAGAAAUACAAGGGAAUCCCCCUCCCUGUUGAGAUGUACAUUUGUAAUUUAUUUGUUGCAUACUUCAUUUUUAGUCCUAUAAAUGCAAACAAAGCCAUUUUUUAAAACUGUUUUUUUGUUCUUGGUACUAAUACUUUGGACUACAGUGUACAUAUUUAUGGCUUUUGGCUUCAUAUGAUGGAAUUGCCAGGGCUGCCAGAGGUUCUGAUAAUGUAAGAAAACUACAAACACAGAAGUUUAAAAAAUGUUUCUGAUUCCAGAGCACAUCUUAGAUUGUGCUUAGAAAGCGUCCAAAUAAACUCCAGUUCAGCGUCCCUUUCCCUGCGGACGCCGGUCCGUACGCAGACAGUUGUUUUGUCCGUAUGUCGGGGAGAGAGGAGCAGGGAGGUCAGGGACACAGCCCGAGUAAGAGAAGUCACAGGAAGCUCGUCUUCCCCUUGGGUUCAGGGUGAGGAGCUUCGAAUCCUUUGGGGGAGGCGGGAAUUACCAUUUGCCUCAGGCAGGUGGCUCACCCGUGGGAAAAUCCUUGGGGAUGUAGACUCAGAGCCCAUGUGAGGAAUCAUUUUGAAUGUUUCAAAACUUCCUGAUGAAUGACUAUUUCUCCUCCACGGUAACCUGGCUGUGACCAACCUCCCCAGGCGGAGGGGCUUACACUGAGCGCCUUCUUCUACAGUAGAAACCCCCACCUGCCAAACAAUGCAACACUAGAACCGUGCUUUCAGGUGUGUGCUAUAAAACACUGAGGCACCGUGUCACAGCCCACACACCGGGUUCUGGGGGAUGUUAGAGGCCGAGACCUUCAUGGAUGCGAAUUGCUGCUCAGCUCCUUCCACCCUUGUUCCCCUUCUGGCUCGUGCAGUGUGAACGAGAGGGAAGUCGCAGGCUUAUGGGCAUUUCAUACAAGCUCAGAUGGCUUAGUAGGAGAAUAGCGCACUAUCCAAGGGGGCUCCCUCCUUAGUGAGGAACUUCGUUAGAAAAGGCGGGUCUGGAUUAAAUAGUAUUUUGGCCUGAGGUAGCUGCUCUCCCCUUGGAGCUGAACCAAAACACAGGUGUGUAUUUGUGCUUGGAGCUGGUGUUUUCUUUCCGUGUGAUGCAUGCAGUGGCUACAACCCUGUUAUUUAUAACUCUUGGAUUGUGUUUGUUCGUAGAUAUGCCCUGAAGACUAGACAGUUAGUGUUACCUACCACAUAGACCUUCCCGUCAGCCAGCUGUCAGCGGCCCCAGUUAGAGGCUGUUCUGCUCAUUCCCCAGCCGUGGGAUGGCAUCAGCGGGCUUCCCUGAUGACACACUGCGACAUCCCAGCCCCCUCAGCGGCUUCUCCUUGAAGUCGACUGUUAUCAGACAUGCAUAUUUAAAUACCUUUUUCCCAUAAUUACUCUGAGGGUGACUGUAAUUUACAAAAAGGAUUUAGGAAAAUAAACCUAAAAACAAAUUUGUCUGUAAUUCAGAGGAAAAACGGAAGCUGUCUUUUCAUUGUCUGUGCCUCACCCCCACUAAAACCUGCUUAGGGAAGACAGAAACUCUGUUUCCUUUAAGCUCACUGAAUAGUUGCAGACAGAGGAAAAAUGUACGCCUUGCUAUGUAUCUGUCAGUUGGGAGUACCCAGGAUCAUCAGAAACAAGAACAUAAAAAGCUUCACUUACGCAGCUUCCCCUUCUCCCCCCCAAAUAAUGCCUGUAGCAGCAGAGAUUAUAAUUCUAAUGGGAGCAAAGCUAGAUUUUCACUAUUUUGCGAUAGACAGUUUUAACAAGUACAAACGAUCAAGUUUGCACUUGACUAUGCCAAAAACAAGUUCCAAGCGCUCUCCUCUGACAUGCUGUAUUACUUCUCCUUCAAGACUUAAAAAUACAAAGCUAUCCAAACUGCUGUCUUAAUGUAAAUGUAACUAUUUUUCCUUCAUGUGUUGAUGAGGGAGUUGGUUUCUCUCUUAAAAACACUCAUUGUACAACUGAGACGAGCUGUCUUAUUUCUGGCAAAAUGUGUUUACUUAUUCAGCAAGCUGUUCUGUUGGUGUGUGGACUGACAUACAAUGUGAACGCCUCGAAGUGUACAUGUAGUGGCAUGGUGUUGUCCUGAGGAUGUAACUACACGUUUUUAAUUUGCUGGUAGACACAGGCUGUUUACAAAAUGCUGGCUCAAAAGUCUGUAAUUGUCUUUUCCUGUAAUAACUUUUGGUUAGUUGCCAUUGAACACCUGAUCUGUUUCUGAGGAGGUGGUGGGUAGUGUACCUGUAAACUGGAGAGUUUAGUCAUAAUCCCUGCUGGCUGUGUGAACAGCUUGCUCGUUCGCUGGACCUGAAAUGUGUGUUCUCUGCAGAGGCUGUCUGUGUUUGUGAUAACAGUGCUUGUCCACAGUGACCACCGUUGAGCACCUUCCUCAUUCUUCCCCUCGCGCAGUAUUUGAAACGGUAAAGGGUGAGCUUCGUUCUCAGACAGCUGCCGUGCCGGCCUGUGACUGUGCGUACUCCCCUAGUUAGUCCUGUAGACCCUAAGAACGCUCUGUAAUAAAACAGCAAACUGGACUGUGCAUCAAGGGGCGUAAAGUCCCAGGAUUCCCAAGGCUGACGUUCUGCUGUUUUGUUAUAAUGCUUGGUAUAUAUCUUGAAUAAAGUCUUAACAGUUUUCUUU
This is a messenger RNA of Myotis davidii, 3875 nucleotides long. RefSeq names its product receptor accessory protein 1 (gene REEP1). Lineage: Eukaryota; Metazoa; Chordata; Mammalia; Chiroptera; Vespertilionidae. Gene Ontology annotation, biological process: endoplasmic reticulum tubular network organization. Gene Ontology annotation, molecular function: microtubule binding. The record is from RefSeq and is a predicted model, not a curated record. Gene Ontology annotation, cellular component: cytoplasmic microtubule; endoplasmic reticulum membrane; endoplasmic reticulum tubular network. The coding region runs from base 1 to 972 and encodes 323 amino acids. The transcript has 9 exons.